GGGCAGCUCGAAUACUGCACGUCUCGCUUGACGCUCGACUCGCUUCGAGCUGCAUGCAUCCUUGACCCAUAUGCUCGUCUGCCACCCCGGCUCACCCGUCCGCACCUUUUGACAAGCAUGCUUUCACACGCCGUCUACGUUGGAGCCUUACACGUAGGACCCCACAAAGGUAGGAUAAAUGGCAGUGCUGCCAGACACUGCGUGCAGCGCGUUAACCGUACUAUACGCGCCGUAUCUUGGUCCUUAACGAGCCAUGUCCAGCGGCGCUCCACCUUGGCAGUAUGACGCUGCAGCUAGGCAGUGGUUCUACUACUCUAGUACGCUGCAGUGUAAGGUAUACGACAGCGAGCUUCGAGCUCAGACACGGAACGGAGGCAGUGGUAACGCAAACAUAGGCUCUCAAUCAAGUCCAUACUGUCAGACAAUGCAUCCCAACGAUGCUGGGGGGCAACAGCACGCAUUGUCGCCUCAUGCUAAACCAUACCACCCUACGCAAGUUACUGCUCCAAUGGCGAUACCCCAGCGACCAGCACAACAAUCAGCACAAUUCUCGACUAAUCUUCCGUACGACCCCAACGCCACUCCCCGCUUAGGUGGCAACGUAUCAACGAGCCUAGGUAGCGACUUCGCUCUACUUUCUCUUGGUGGCCACUCGUACCCCACAGGGGCCAGUGUGACUCAGAGCUUUACGAAGCCUUCCGGCGUGGCUGAAUAUGUCACGACCAGUCCGGCAGGCGUGCAGUCUCGGUACGAAAUGGGCCCAGCAAGUCAGAUUACCGAUCCUACGCUCUUGGCCAAUGGAAUCGGCGCCUCCAAAAAGUUCCUUGGCGUUAGCGAUGCUCAUGUUCGCUCCCAACAACAAUUCAGUCAAGACUACAAGAUCCGUGAUAACCCACGAAGAUUCUUCCGGGUUGGCCGCGUCUUUCACAUGCUACAUCCAGAAGCAGCUGGACAGCACACAGAAACCGAGACCGAACUUACCUUCGACACCACCUUUGGUAAGCCGUUCCUCAUCAAGGUCCGUCGAGUGGUCGUGGUCAAAGAAGGCGAUGCACACUGUACAGUAGUUGCCAUCUUCACCUACUCCGGCCGUGGUGUCGGCAAACCUGGCGUCAAAAAGUCCGAUCACACCAUAAUCUAUACAGGACGUUCGCCACCGCCAACAUCACCUUCAGAACAGCCAAUCCGCGGCGAACAAGGCAUGCGGCCGUUACCAAUCAAAGUUGAGCCUAACAUCCGCGGCACCACCCUCAGCCCUUCUUCGCGGCUUAACUUUGCCAAAGUAUAUACAGUCGAGCAUGAUGUGGCUGUUCUGAAUUUUGGUAUGGUAAGCGCAGGCUCAAUGCAUGCUUUAGAAUCGCAAUUCCGGGACGUCUGGAGUUUGAAUGUACUGCGCCGUUCGCUGCUGAGACCAAAAGAACCUCGAUUCCGCGCAGAUAGUGUUAGGCAGCCACCGACUUUGCCGGACGCGGCGGAGCAUUCAGAAGACGAGGACGACGAAGAGUCUGAAGACUCUGAGGCUGAGGAUGGCGACCCAACGCGAAGAAUGGUGGCCGCAAUCGUUAAUGCCUAUGAGCGUACUGGCCGUGCAACCGCACAAGCUCGCGAUGAGGUUUAUAAGCGGAUACGCGGCGUUAUGGAUCAUAGCGAAUGCUCACGAGAGAACGCCGUCACGCUUCUAUACAGAACGCUCUGCACCCAACAAACUACAGUCGGCGGUGCUAGUGAGCGUGGAUAGAACGACGAGAGCGAGCGAAUGAGGUAUCGGCAAUACGGGAGUGUUGACAACCCAUCCUGGUUGGUGUUUAUUGAAACGGGUCGCUUGACUCGUUUCAUUUAUACGUGACGUCGAGUCUGGGUUCUCCUGCCGCUGCAGGUGUCCUGACUUCGACAUCGAUGCAAGAAUCGUCAUGCACGAGCGGCUUGGUGGAAUUCACGGGAUCGAAAGAGUUUUACUUAUAUUUAUCGCGUCCUGUGGAGCCUGUUGGAAGGUACGUACGAAUCUCCGCACGCGGAGGUGUAUUGAGUCGAGGGAUCUGUGCUCAAUCGGCGGUCGUGUCACCCACGAG
Baudoinia panamericana UAMH 10762 is the source of this 2069-nucleotide messenger RNA. RefSeq lists its product as uncharacterized. Bases 425 to 1738 code for a protein of 437 amino acids. The record is from RefSeq and is a predicted model, not a curated record. The transcript is spliced from 5 exons. NCBI's taxonomy places the organism in Eukaryota, Fungi, Ascomycota, Dothideomycetes, Mycosphaerellales, Teratosphaeriaceae.